Messenger RNA from Neolamprologus brichardi, 1552 nucleotides. The record is from RefSeq and is a predicted model, not a curated record. NCBI's taxonomy places the organism in Eukaryota, Metazoa, Chordata, Actinopteri, Cichliformes, Cichlidae.
AUGUCGGUAGACUUUUCUAAGAACGCAACAGAGAGGCCCGAGCCUUGUAAGGCAGAAAUUAAAGUGCGCUAUGGAGACGCUCUCUUUCCUGUAUCAAUAUCACACUCAAAACCCUCAAACUUUUUACUUUUCAGGGCAAUCACCUUUCUCAACCACACAAUGCCUGACUUCACCGACAAUGGCGCGAGCAACUUCAUCAAGUAUGGAAAUGACUAUUAUGCCACUUCUGAAACCAACUACAUCAGCAAGAUUGAUCCCGUGACCCUGGAAACCCUGGAAAAGGUGGACUACUUGAAGUACCUGCCUGUAAACUUAGCUUCGUGCCAUCCUCACUAUGACAAGGAGGGCAAUGCCUACAACUUUGGAACGUCAAUAGCGACAAAGGGCAAAACUAAAUACGUACUGUUCAAAGUUCCUGCUGUCUCAGACAAAGACAAAGGCAAGAAAGGCCCUGCACUGAAAAAUGUAGAGGUGAUCUGCUCAGUCCCCUGCCGCUCCCUUCUCAUGCCGAGCUACUACCACAGCUUUGGCAUGACAGAUAACUACAUCAUCUUUGUCGAGAUGCCUUUCAAGCUGGACAUCCUCAAGAUGGCUACUGCCUAUAUGAGAGGAGUCAGCUGGGCAAGCUGCCUGAAGUUCUGCCCUGAAGAAAAUACUCUGAUCCACUUGGUAGACAGAAAGACCGGCAAAGAAGUUGAGACAAAGUACUACACAGGAGCGAUGGUCCUCUACCACCAUGUGAAUGCUUUUGAGGACGAUGGCCAUGUGGUCUUUGAUGUCAUUGCCUACACCGACAACAGCCUUUAUGACAUGUUCUACUUGAGCAACUUGAAGGAGAAAUCUCAGUUUGAUGAAAAAAGGUUUUCCAAGCCAAAUUACAAGAGAUUUGCCCUUCCCAUCCACGCUGACAAAAGCGUUCCAGGUGGAGGGAACAUGGUGAAACUCAAGUACACGACAGCCAGCGCCGUGAAGGAGAAAGAAGGCAAAUUCAUGUGCCAAGCAGAGGUGCUCUGUGAAGGCUUCGAAUUGCCCAGAAUCAAUUAUGACAUCAAUGGGAAGAGGCACCAGUUUGUCUAUGGGAACCACGUGGGGGAUUCUGCAGAAGUGGUUGCAAAGUUUGACACGGAAACCAAGAAGAUGGUGUACUGGGGUGAAGACAAGUGCUUGCCGUCAGAGCCGGUGUUCAUCCCCAGACCAAACGGAGAGUCGGAAGAUGAUGGUGUGGUCCUAACAUCCGUCAUCAACUCCAAUCCAGGCCAGUCGAGCUUCAUCCUGAUUCUCGAUGGGAAAACGUUCAAGGAAGUAGCACGAGCCUAUGUGAAUACUGAGCUGAACAAGGACAUGCAUGGAUUUUUCAUUCCACAUUGAAAAUAAAAGUCUAAAAUAAAGAAAGGGAACUGUGCCACAGUAGUACAUGUGGCACAAGCAUGUAUCGUAAGUCAUUUCAUUGUAUUAUCACUGGUAUAUGGUAUAAAGCUAACCUUGUCGUUUAAACAAAACACGUUCUGUAAUGUUACAAUGUUACUAAUAUUACAAGAAUAAAUCCAACCAA